Messenger RNA from Pseudocercospora fijiensis CIRAD86, 1086 nucleotides. RefSeq lists its product as uncharacterized. Bases 1 to 1053 code for a protein of 350 amino acids. The transcript has a single exon. Lineage: Eukaryota; Fungi; Ascomycota; Dothideomycetes; Mycosphaerellales; Mycosphaerellaceae. The record is from RefSeq and is a predicted model, not a curated record.
AUGAGCUACAAAAAAGGUCUACUCAAUGGACAUCCUGGGGACAUCAUACUGUUCACUUAUCCUGAGUCUGUAUUUGGGAGGAGAAUGGUCCGGUAUCUGAAUCUACGUCGAUUGCCUUUCUCGCAAAUACGAGUACCACCAUACAUGCCAAGGCCAAUCUUGCAAGAGCGCCUUGGAGUCAAUUAUAGACGUAUACCAAUCAUGGCCAUCGGUCGAGACAUUUACAUCGACACCAGACUGAUGUUAGCCAAGCUGGAGACAUUCUUUCCUGAGAAUCGACUUGGCGCCGAUGAUGACUUUGGAUCAGGUGUUGAAGACUUGCUCGAGAACUUGAUCAUUGAUGGAGGUCCAUUCUGGCGAACUGCUGGCUGCAUUCCGCCGACUGCGCCUUUGAUGACAAGUGAAGUCUGGACGAAGGAUCGCUCUGACGGAUCCGGCGGUGCCUUCACAAAACAAGCGCUUCUCGAAAAUCGAUCUUGGUCUAUUAGCCAGCUUCGAAUCUACUAUGAUAUCGUCGAGAAAAUGUUGAGGGAUGGACGGCAGUGGAUUCUAGGUGGCGACAAUCCUGGUCUAGCGGAGAUCCAUGCUGGCUGGGUAUUUGACUGGGGCCUCAACAUGGCGCAAGACAUGGGCGAUGGUUCCAAUGGGGCUACGGCUGAUAUGAAGCGAGCCUUGAGCGACGUUGAAUUUCCGAAAUUGCAUGAUUGGGUCAAACGAUUCCGAGAUUUGGCUGAACAGGCCGGGGAAGACCAUGCUGGCGGUGGCAGACUUCAAGAGGGAGCAGAUGCUGAGGAUCAGGUUGUGGACCGUAUUCUCGCCGCGGAUUUCACAGAGCAAGAACCAUAUUUCGAUGAAUCAGACGUGCUGGGGCUGCAAAGGGGCCAGCGGGUUACCAUCGCUCCUGUGGACUUUGGCUUCACUCACAAAGACGAAGGAACUUUGGUUGGUAUAUCGAAAAACGAGGUCGUUAUUGAAGUGCAGGUGCCGCAAGGCAAGGGCUCUUUGCGACUACACUAUCCCAGAAUCAACUUCAAGAUUCUACGUAUGAGCUGAAAUAUCAACAAUCAAUCACUGGCUACACUUCCG